Molecule: messenger RNA, 1486 nt
Organism: Prorocentrum cordatum
Lineage: Eukaryota; Dinophyceae; Prorocentrales; Prorocentraceae
Source: the annotation of a GenBank genome assembly
GGCUCGAAUUAUUCACCUGUACUGCAAGAGCGCCACCCUUGCCUCACCGAGGCGUGUUUCGCCCCAUGCCCCCUCCCCUUCCCCGCCUUCGACCGCACUGCAGUUUGUCAUUCAUUGCCUACCGCAUCACACGGAAUACGCCUUGUCGACUCAUUAGUUCUGUCGUUGUUCCCAGAAUCCAUGUCGUGACAGCGGCCGUGCAGCCGCCAAUGGCACCGAGGCUCCCGCUGCUCCUCGCGGCGGCGGCGCAGCUGCAGCUGCGCCUGGCAGCCUCGCUCGCCACUGGCGGCCGCACGGUAGCCAGGAGCGCCCGCGACUUCGCCGCAGCGGUGCCCGCGCUGAUCGCCCACGGGGGCGAGUGCGACCUCUGCGGCGGCCAUCAGCAGUGGCUCUUCAUCCUGUCCGCAGGUCAGGGUGGCUCGACAGUCCUGCAGGAGAUGCUGAAUGCGAUCCCAGGCUUCUACAUCGCCGGCGAGAAUUUCGGGGUCUUGAACAUCCUGUUGGAAGAGUAUGAGGCCACCGGCAAGAUUGUCACGCGGUCCGACAGAGGAGAACCUGGUUGGCAGACGAGGCCAAUAUCCCAGCGGCACCUGCUCUGCGCAAUGCAGACGGUCAUGCGAAACGUGAUCGGCACCUUCAACGAGGGAAACGCAUCGAUCAUUGGCUUCGAGGAAACGAGGCAUACAUCUCGACGCCAGCUCGACUUCUUCAGGAAGGUUUUCCCGUGCGCCAAGUUCAUCCUCAGUUCGCAGCGGAGUCUGGCCGCGUCAGAUCCUGGAGCUCUGCAACCCCAUGCGUUUUCACCAGCUGGGGGCACUGGCGGCGCAGCUCUUGAGAGCUUGCGGGAUGCGACCAGGGAGCUCGACCUCUGGCAGGAACGCCAUCGUCAGAGCGCCGUCACCGUGAAGCUCGAGGACCUCUCAGUGGAGCGCGCGAACGACCUGUUGUCGUGGCUCGGCGUGGAGGGCUGGCGGUUCUCCGCGGUGCCUCACGCCGACAAGGCGGGCAGUCUGAGCGGGCGGUCCCGCGUGGAGCGUUGGGCGUAGCGGCACGGAAGCCUUGGAGUGUGCUGGAGUCGAGCUCGCCCGCCCACCGCUUCCCGGAUGGCAAUGGUUUUUAUCGCCCCCAUCGGAGGCACACGUCACGUGCCGCCGCUGCCUGGCCUCGGGCGGACUGGGGACGUGCUCGCCUUGUGUACCAACGUGGACGUCACGUUUGCUAUCGAGCCGCACGUUGGCAUGCAUUUGCGGGUAUAUUUCCCCGAGCCGAGCUUGUGCCAGGCUGCUCAACCCUCGGAUAUUGCAGAGACUGCUCUGCGCGUUGCGAGCUUGUUCCAAAGGCGCGUACAUUAGCCCGCGGGUGUUAUCUGCAUCCGAUCUCCGCCUCACGUCUUCGCUCGCUCUGUCUUGCCACCUUGUUGCCCCCUCCGGAGAUGCGGUUGGGGGCUGCAAUCGGAUACCCUCGUCUCGCGGAGCAGUUGAAGGAG